AUGUGCUACUACGACAACUACCAAUACGCCUGCCGCGACUGGAAAUGGGGCAAUUUCCGCCAACACUGCCAAAAAGAAUACCGCACGGGCGAGACGUGCGGCAUGAAGAUGAUCUUCCAAACCCUCCCACUACAGGACAAAUGUCCCUGGUGCGAGAAGAUCGAAAAGAAACUGCGGCGGCGGGAGAAGGCUAUCAGUGAUUAUAGGCGGUGGGAGAAGGAAGGGGGCAAGUACAAGGCGAGUAUGGAGAAGGCGUACGAGGAGGCGAAGGGGCUGGAGAGGGAGAUUGAGAAUUUGAGGGCGGAGAAGGAUCGCCGGUAUGCGCAGAUUGGGAAUACGAGGAGGGCUUGA
Lecanosticta acicola is the source of this 351-nucleotide messenger RNA. Lineage: Eukaryota; Fungi; Ascomycota; Dothideomycetes; Mycosphaerellales; Mycosphaerellaceae. The record is from the annotation of a GenBank genome assembly.